AUGGAAAACCGCGUGGACGCGAAUCUGAAGCACGUCGCGAGAAUUUUGCUGGUCCAGAUGCCGGAGGAGGGCGAGGCCAUCCAUCUCGACGACUUCAUCGAGUCGCAAGAAAGGCACGUGCGGGAAAUGACACACUAUCUCAUGGCGAAGAGCAUCGAGAUCGAGGCUUCGGUGGACGAUUUGCUGGGCCAGAUUGUCGGGUUCCCGAUCGACCCGCACGUCCGGGGGGUCAGCGAAUCCGAGAUCAUCAAGGUGAAGGCGCACUACAACUGGUCCAUGUACCAGGCAAUCUUGAACGCGACGCGAAGAAGCUUGUCCGCGAUCAAAACGCGGUUGGCGGUCGCGCGGGUCGCCGACCACGCGUCUUCCGCAGCGGGAAACGCCGCGUCGAAAUUGAUGGCCCUUGCCGGUCCGACCACAAUCGAGAGUCCCAUCACGCCAGCGGGGGGGAAAGCCGACUCUCCGGACAGUGACGGAGGUGAUUAUGGUAAGAAGCAUAUUUUUAUUGCAGUUUUUGCUAUGUGCUGUUUUUCAUGCUUUAGUCUUCGUGUUCGUUGCUUCAUCUUUUGACAACUUUGCGGUUCAAAUUUGAUUCUUAAUUUUGUGAAAAUGCUAUCAAAAUACUCAAGGCGGUAGUCUCGGCGGUUACGGCAAGCACAGCCUGCUGCCGCCGUUUUUCGAGGUUGAGUUGCAACUGGACGGCAUCUAUCAAGAGUAAAAAUGUCUGGGUCUGGAAGGGUUGGAACUUGUGAUGCAAACUCUGGAACAUACAAAUAUUUGUGUUGCAUGAGCGCCAAAAGCUGUCCAUUUCUUGGCACGCAAGUAGGAAGUUUCUCAUGCGGGACAGGCAUCAUGAGACGUGCUCAAAACCUGUGAUGCUUUUGCCUGCAUCAGACGCCAUUUGCGUGAUCCGAAAUAUGCAUGACAAAUCUCACAAUCUUCCAGACCCGGACAUUUUUACAUUUGAUAGCAUCGGCGUGCGACUGAAGCCGUCCGUGGCGGACAUCCAGAACGCGGUGAACCAGGGCGCGGUUGCCGUGCUGAAGUGCAGCAAGAUGAUCGACGCGUGGGACACGGUGACCAUCCCGAAGAAUGUGCAGCUGGUGAUCAAUCCGAAUCUGCCCCCGGUGGUGGGCAGCGGCGUGCAGGGCACCUACUACGACCGCAUCGCGCAGGACAAGGAAAUUUUGAAGGUCAUCCUUCUCCUCACCGGGAGCGUUAACGGCGCGAGGAAGGAGUGCGACAAGUUUGUGGCGAAGUUUGCGCGGUUUAGCUCUCUGUGGACGAAGAACGUCGAGGAAGACUACGACGAGUUCCAGAAGGGCAGCCCGUCGCUGCAGGAGUUCGAGGGCAAGCUGAAGGAAUUCCUCCGCCACGCGGAAGACGCCAAUAGUGUGGAGAAGGCGACGCAAAUCGGGGCGUUGUCGCUGAAGACGGAGAACCUGAUGCAGAACCUGGGGGAGCUCGCCGAGAAGUGGAAGACCUCGUUUGCGAGAAAACUGCACCAUAACGCGCGAGUGAGGCUAGACACCGUCGGCGAGAUGGUGAAGCACACGACAAAGCGGUUGCACCGUGAGGUCGCCGAGGGUGACAUCGACGCGCUGGGGUACGUGAUGCAGACCCUGCAAGAGGUGCGGGCGAAGCAGUCCGAGAUCGAGCUGGAGUUCGGGCCGAUCACCCACAUGUACCAGAUUUUGGACCAGUACGUGCCCAACAUGAUUGACAAGGACGAGCAGGACCAGCGCUCCAUGCUCCGUAACAACUGGGACAAGUUGCUCCAGGACAGCGAGUCCCGGCAGGAACACUUGUCCAAGCAGCAGGCCGAGCACAAGCGUAUGCUGAUCACGACCGUGAACACGUUUAAGAAGGAUGUGCGUGUCUUCCGGGAGCACUACGAGCGCAACGGGCCCAUGGUGCGCGGCAUCCCGCCGGCCAAGGCCGUGGAGCGGCUGCGCCGGUUCCAGGAGGAAUUUGAUAUUCGCAACCGGAAGCGGCAGAUCUACCGGUUGGGCGAGGACCUGUUCGGGUUGCCGCACCAACAGUACCCGCAACUCGAGAAGACCGAGUCGGAAUUAGCGUACCUGUCGCAGCUGUACGACUUGUACGUGGUUGUGCUGGACACAAUCCGUGACUGGAAGGAGCUCCUGUGGCAGGAUGUGCCGGAGCACAUGGAAAAAAUGAGCGCGACGACGGAAAAGUUUCAGGCCCGUUGCAAGCGCAUGCCGAAGGUAGAGAGUUGUGGCGUAGAACAAGAGAAAUGCAGUUGUUUCCGUGUCGUGCGUGGCAUCGAAAUAGGAACAGCGAGAUAUUUUGUUAAGCGGGAAUCGUAUUUCGAAUUUCUUUUUCACACUCACGUGACAUCAGGUUCUCCGCGACUGGGAGGCAUACCACGAGCUGAAGAAGCAGAUUGAUGAUUUCAGUGAAGUUCUUCCGCUGUUUUUGGAGCUGUCCAAGAAAUCCAUCAUGUCGCGACACUGGAAGCAGGUAAUGGACCUGACUGGCAAGGACCUUCCGAUUGACAGCGAGAAUUUUAAACUUCAGAGCUUGAUUGACGCGAAUUUGAACGAGUACGCCGAUGAGGUGAACGACAUCUGCGAAAGCGCCGACAAGCAGCUGGUGAUCGAGCGGAAGCUCGCGGAAAUCAGCCAGCAGUGGAGCGAAUACUGCUUCGAGUUCUCCACCUGGAAAGCGCGGGACUACCCCUGUUGCUUGGCGGGCGGGAAAGUGGUGGAGAUCCAGGAACUGCUGGAAGAGACCAUCAUGGCCCUGAACACCAUGAACGCGCAAAGGUACAACUUGUUCCGAGCCUUCGCUCUGAAUUUUUUGUUCCUUUAGUGCGUGAAGCUAUUUGUGUUUUUGAUUGUACAACUACUAGGCGCCGGCCUUAUCAGCUCACGAAAAUUUCUGUCGGCAUAAAUGAAAAAAACUUUCCCAAAAAUAACGUGACUCAUAUCAGGCACUCCAUGCCGUUCAAGGAGGAGCUCGGUGCGAUCACGACGACUUUGUCCGACACCGCGGACACGAUCGAGAAGUGGUUCAAGGUGCAGCAGCUGUGGACCAGUUUGGAGAGUGUGUUUCUUGCCGGAGAUAUCAUGAAGCAGAUGCCGAUGGAGGCGAAGAAGUUUCAGCAAAUCGACAAGGACUGGGUGAAGAUCAUGGGUAAAUCCGCGGAGUUGAGGAACGUGGUCCAGUGCUGCCAGAACGACAUGCUGAAGCAGAUGCUGCCGGUUCUCUCCCAAGGACUGGAAGCGUGCCAAAAGUCGCUGGAGUCGUACCUGGAGGGGAAGCGGAACAAGUUCCCGCGGUUCUACUUCACGAGUGACCCGGCGCUGCUAAAAAUUUUAUCCCAAGGGUCCGACCCGGAGCAGAUCCAGGACGACUUCGAGAAGUUGUUCGAUUCGAUCUCGAAGGUCACGUUCGACCCGAAGGACAAGAAGAAGAUCAUCCAGAUCAAGUCCGUCGCCGGCAUGGCCGAGGAGACCGUGAAACUGGUGCAGCCGACCAUAUGUGUGGGCAACAUCGAGGACUGGUUGAACGCCUUGGAGGCGGAAAUGCAGCGGUCCGUCCGCAAGGAGUGCAAGAUCGCCUGUGUGGACUGCGGCAACAUUCUGCAGGGGCUCUCCGUGAAGGACUUCUCCGACCGCUACAUCGCGCAGGUGGCUUUGCUCGGGAUCCAGGUGAUCUGGACCUUCGACUUCCAGGAGGCGCUGAUGAAGAUGAGCAAGGAGCGGGACAAAACCAUCAUGGCCACGACGAACAAGAAAUUUUGCCAGAUGAUGCAGGAUCUGGUCGGGAUUUGCUUGACGGACCUGGGAUCGACGAUGAACCGCACGAAGUUCGAAACCUUGGUUACCGUGCACGUCCACCAGAAGGACUUGUACCAGGAAGUGUGGAAGAAGGUCAAGGAGCACAAGGUGAAGGACGAGAACGACUUCGAGUGGCUGAAACAGACCCGGCUGUACUGGAAGGCGGACAUGGAGCACGUGCGCAUCUCGAUCGCCGACGUGGACUUCACCUACAGCUACGAGUACCUGGGCUGCAAAGAGCGGUUGUGCAUCACCGCGCUGACGGACAGGUGCUACGUGACUUUGUCGCAGGCGCUCGGGAUGUUCCUUGGUGGCGCGCCGGCCGGCCCGGCGGGGACCGGGAAGACGGAGACGGUGAAGGAUAUGGGCCGAACGCUGGGUGUCUUUGUCGUCGUGACCAACUGCAGCGACCAGCACCGGUUUCGCGACAUGGCGAAGAUCUUCAAGGGCUUGUGCAUGUCCGGCCUCUGGGGCUGCUUCGACGAGUUCAACCGCAUUGAACUGGAAGUGCUGUCCGUUGUGGCGAUGCAGGUCGAGUCCAUCACCCAGGCGAAGCGCCAGAACGUGAAGUCCUUCAUGUUCCCGGGCGAACGGGAGCCGAUCAAACUUGUCCCCGCGGUGGGUUACUUCAUCACCAUGAACCCGGGUUACGCCGGGCGCCAGGAACUACCGGAAAACUUGAAAGUGCUGUUCCGCUCCGUUUCCAUGAUGAUGCCGAACCGCGAGACGAUCAUGAAAGUGAAACUGGCCUCCGUGGGGUACAGUUUGAUGGACAUUCUGGGGAAGAAGUUCUGCAUCUUGUACGCGCUGUGCGAGCAGCAGCUGUCCAAGCAGCGCCACUACGAUUUCGGUUUGCGGAACAUUCUCUCCGUGCUGCGAACCUCCGGUACCGUGAAGCGAUCCGAGCCGGCCGACGCCGACGAGGAAAUGUUGUUUAUGCGCACCGCUCGCGAUAUGAACUUGUCCAAGCUCGUCGCGGAUGACGUGCCGCUGUUUUUGGCCCUGCUAAAGGAUUUGUUCCCGAAGACGCAGGAGCCACCGAAGAAGGUCUAUCCCGAAGUGGAGUCCGGCUCGCAGAAGAUUGUGAAGCGGAAAAAGCUUUCUCUUUUCGGUCCCUGGAUGCUGAAGAUCGUCCAGCUGUACGAAACCUCGCUUGUCCGCCACGGGUUCAUGCUUGUGGGGCCGACUUUGUGCGGGAAAACCGAGAUUAUGACCACUCUGACGACGUGCCACACAGAAAACAACAACGCGCACCGAGUGCAGGUGAUGAACCCCAAGGCGAUCACGGAUUCUCAGAUGUACGGGAUCAAGGAUCCGAUCUCCGAGGAGUGGACGCCCGGCGUGUUUGCCUCGAUUUGGCAAAAGUAUAACAAUCGAACGUUGAAGUACACGACCUGGAUCGUCUGCGACGGGCCGGUCGACGCGAUCUGGAUCGAGAACUUGAACACGGUGUUGGACGACAACAAGAUUCUCACUUUGGCCAACAACGAUCGCAUUCCGAUGACCGACAACUGCCGCAUUGUGUUCGAGGUGGAGAACUUGCGGAACGCCUCGCCCGCGACAGUCUCCCGAGCGGGGAUUAUCUACAUCUCGGCCUCUGACCUCGGGUGGCGUCCGGUGGCAGAUUCCUGGUUGGCCAAACGGGUGGAGCUCGGGCAAAACCGCACCGAGGAGGCAACCAUCAUGAAAGAUUUGUUCGAUAAGUGGCUCUCCACCCCGCCGCCCAACGCCGGGCCGGUGAACGACUUGUUCGAUUACCAGACCCGGAACACGGUCACUGUGAUGCCGGCGAACGACGCGAUUAUCAUUACCAACGUGCUCAACUUGCUCUCCGCGAUGUUGCAUCCGCACUGCCAGUCCAACGAGGUUCUGGCCCCCGAUGCGUACCGUCGCAUCUUUUUCUUUUCCCUCUGCUGGGGCUUCGCCGGGUUGUGCGAGCCGGAGGAGCGGCAGAAGUUCUAUGAAAAGAUGUUGGAGGUGUUGAAGAUGCACAAGCAUUUAGACGCAGUCCCGCCCUGCGAGAACGGCGAAAAUAUCUUCGACUACGUGCCGGAUCCCAGUACCAAGACCAAGCAAUGGAUGCUAUCAAAAGGAGAAAUUGACCCCAAAACUACAUCACAGCCAAGUUCCACUUAUCGACCAUUCUCUCUUCAGCUUUUUUCAUCGUUAGAACGUGGCUUGAGAGGGUCGUAUACAGAAACUCUUCUUGUGAUGUCUGAUGUGUCACCGAAGCCAAUCACUCUCGGUAUUGCAGUUGUUGUACUUGCAGUCAAGCAUGUAUGAAUCUACCGGGACAGAUCAUUAGAGACGGUUGUGGUACUACUAGGGGUUGAUUUAUGCAGUUCGUUUGGAUAAGUGCGGUGGCAGACGGAGCAGUGGAAAGCCCCGAAGAAAUUGGUGUUUUCCUCCUUGCUGAUUCCGACACUGGACAGCACCCGAGCGGAAUAUCUGAUCGACGUGAUCGCCAACUACGACAAGGUCCGCACGCCGACCGUGUACAAAUCCACCCUCUUGGUGGGUGCGGCCGGUACGGCGAAGACCAGCACUGCGCUGAUGUACUGUGCCAGGUUCUCGAUGGACACGAUGCUGUCGAAGCGGAUCAACUUCUCCUCCGCGACCACGCCCCUGAACUUCCAGCGCACCGUGGAAGCGGAAGUGGAGCGGAAGACCGGAAAGACGUUCUGCCCCCCAGGCGGGAAGCAGAUGACUUUGUUUUUGGAUGAUCUGUCCAUGCCGAUCGUGAACAAGUGGGGCGAUCAGGUGACCAACGAGCUGUCGCGGCAGCUGAUGGAGUUCGGCGGGUUCUACUUCUUAGACAAAGACAAGCGGGGGGACUUCAAGGUCGUGGAGAGCCUUUCCUUUAUCGGCGCCAUGGGCCACCCGGGCGGGGGACGGAACGACAUCCCGAAUCGGCUGAAGUCCAAGUUCUUCUCUUUCAACAUGGUGCUCCCGUCGGUCGUGUCCGUCGAUAACAUCUAUGGGUCCAUCAUGCGCGCCCGCUUCACGCCGAAGAACGGGUUCGGGGAGCGGGUGAUCGAGGUAUCGAAGAAGCUGACUGCGAUCACGAUCGACGUGUGGAAGACGGUGGGGAAGAACUUGCUGCCGACGCCCGCCCGCUUCCACUACAUCUUCAACAUGCGCGAGCUGAGCCGGGUGUUUCAGGGCAUCCUGGAAACGCCCUCUUCCGCGGUCGGGGCGGACGAGGUGAAGCUCGGUUCGCUCUGGCGGCACGAGACCACGCGCGUUUUUGCGGACAAACUGGCGCGGCAGCAGGACAAGGACUUCGUGGACAAAGUCGUCGGCGAGAACAUGCAGCAGCACUUCGGCGAGGACAUGAGCGACCGCGUGAUGGACAGCGCCAUGUGGUGGGCCGACUUCCAGCGCGACGGCGGGGAGGACCCGGAGACGGGGGAGGAGAUCCCCGCGCCGAAGGUGUACGAACCGAUGAAGUCCAUGGAAUUUGUCCGGAACAAGGCGUACGAGUACCUCACCAAGUUCAACGAACAGUUUCCGGCGAAGCAGAUGAAUCUCGUCUUGUUCGAUGACGCCAUGAAGUACAUGAUGCGGAUCAAUCGGAUCAUCCAGUUUCCGCGCGGGUCCGCGAUGCUGGUCGGUGUCGGUGGUUCGGGCAAACAGUCGCUAACCCGACUCUCCUCCUACAUCUCCCGCCAGAAGUCCUUUCAGAUUACCAUCACCAAAACCUACAACGACAACGCGCUCUUCGAGGACUUGCGGGCGCUCUACGUGGCGGCGGGGGCCAAGAACGAGCCGGUGGCGUUCCUCUUCACGGACGCGGAGGUGAAGAACGAGGGUUUCUUGGAGUACUUGAACAGCAUCCUCGCCACCGGUGAGGUGGUCGGCCUGUUCCAGAAGGACGAGCGCGACGGCAUGGCUGUAUCAACUGUAAAAAUGUCUGGGUCUGGAAAAGUGCAUGUCUGUCAUGCAGGUUUCCCAUGACCCAUGAGGUCUGGAAUGCGGGACCUAGCAUCACAGAUUUUUAGAAGGCCUCCUGAUGCCUAUUCCGCAUGACAAAUGCCCUCCCCACGUAGCAAAAACUGGACUCCUCUUGCUGGUCAUGCAAUACAAAUCUUUUUGGAGUCGAAACAUAGCAUGACAAGUUGCAACCUGCUUCCAGACCCAGACAUUUUUACAAUCCAUAGGCUGCAGACUGCCGCAACGACUUCGUCCGCGAUUGCCCUGGGGUAGAGUAUCACAUGUAAAAACGUCCCGAACCCAGAGUCAAGAUGGGGAUUUUGCAACACAAACCUUGAAGUUUUGGGAACCACGCAUGACAAAUUGCAGGCUGUAUGAUCGUAAUGCAGUUUAGCAAGGGAAGUCGCAUCACAAAUCCAUCUGCUUAUCCUGUUUACCGCAUUACAAGUUCCAAAACACGAUCGGGAAUGCCUAUCAUGGGGAUGCGCAUUACAAGUGCGCGUGUGCUGGCAUUUCUGCAAGACAACUCUGGGGUGGGGAUGUUUUUACACAGGAUAUGGAGGAGUCCGUCCCCAACCUCUACCGGUACUUCCUCGACCGGCUGCGCGACAACCUGCACAUCAUCCUCUGCUUCAGUCCGAUGAACGAGAAGUUUCCCAUCCGGGCGCAGAAGUUCCCCGCCGUGUUCUCCGCGGUGUCCAUCAACUGGUUCCUGCCCUGGCCGCCGGAGGCGCUGGUCGCCGUGUCGUCCUCUUUCUUGUCCAAGUUUGACAUCGACGCGACCAAAGAGCACAAACAGGGCUUGUACGCGCUUCUGGGGAGUUUUCAAGCGCAGGUGAACGACGUGUGCAGUCUGUAUUUUCAGCGGAUGCGGAAGCACGUGUAUGUCACGCCGAAAACGUUCCUUUGCCUCAUCGAGUUCUACAAGAAGCUGUACAAGGUGAAGUACGACGAGGUCAACACGCAGGAGAAGUCCGUGAACACGGGGUUGGAAAAGCUCGCCGGUGCGGCCAAGCAGGUGGAGGAGAUGAAGGCGGAACUGAAAGAGGCGUCGAAAGUGCUGGCGGUCGAGGAGGAGAAGACCAACAAGCUGCUUGCCACGGUGCAGCGGGAAAAGGCGAAGGCGGAGAAGAAGGCCGGGGAGGUCGGCGUGCAGAAGGCGGCGUGCCAGGAGUCGGCGGACAUGAUUUCCGUCGAGAAGGCGUCGGCGGAGGAGGAAUUGAAGAAGGCCAUGCCGUUUUUGCACGAGGCAGAAGCGGCCUGCAAGUCCAUCACCCCGAAGGACAUCACGGAAUUGAAGACGAACAAAAACCCCACGGACGUGAUCAAGCUGACGUUCGACGGUCUUGCGAUUUUGAUGUUGCAAAAAGUGGUCGACCCCGCGCCAAAACAGUUCAACAUCGCGAAGACGGACGGAACCUUCAUCGCGGACUCCUUCCAAGAGUUCACCAAGUUCACGCUGUCCGACAUGCGGUUUUUGCCGUCGCUGCUCGACUUCGCCGAGAACGAGAAGAACAACAUCAACGACGAAACGUGUGAGCUUUUAGAGCCCUACUUGCGGCAUUCCGACAAUCCGGCGAAGAACUGGUGCCCGUGGGCGGCGCACCGGAUUCUGGACCCGGCGGUCGCGAAGAAGGCGUCGGGCGCUGCGGAGGGUUUGUGCAAGUUUGUCGGCGCCAUGGUGAUGUACCACGGCGCGGCCAAGAUCGUCACACCAAAACUGAACUUUUUGAAGGUCCAGGAAGCGAAACUUGACAAGGCUAUGGCCGAGCUCGCCGAGGCGGAGGAGUCUUUGGCGAAGGUGAUGGGCGAAGUGGCCGUCUUGGAUGCGCAACUGCAGGAGGCGAUGGACAAAAAGAACGUGUUGGAGCAGAACGCCACCGCCAUGAAGAAGAAGAUGGACGCCGCGAACGCGCUGCUGAACGGGUUGUCCGGCGAGAACGCACGGUGGACCGAGGACUCCAAGAACUUCGCGAUCCGACGGGUUCGGCUCGUCGGCGACAUUGCGCUCGCCUGCGCGUUCGUGACGUUUUGCGGACCCUUCAACGCGGAAUUCAGGGAGAAGCUGAACACCGAGUACUUCUUCGCGGAAACGGUGCGGCGCCAGGUGCCGGCCAGCACGCAGAUGGACCUGGUCGGGUUUCUGGUCGACCAGGGCACGGUUGGGGAGUGGACGCUGCAGGGAUUGCCCGCGGAUGAUCUUUCCAUUCAGAACGGGAUCAUGGUGACCCGGUCCUCCCGCUACCCCUUGAUGGUCGACCCGCAGGGCCAGGCUAACCGCUGGAUCAAGAGCCGGGAGGCGGAGCGCAUCUCCAUGAGCCACGGCAUGAGCAUCACCACGUUGGCGAACCCGCGGCUGAAAGACUUCAUCGAGUUCACCAUGGGCGAGGGGCUGGUCCUGCUCAUCGAGAACGUCGAGAACGACAUAUUACAGUGA
Molecule: messenger RNA, 10176 nt
Organism: Amoebophrya sp. A120
Lineage: Eukaryota; Dinophyceae; Syndiniales; Amoebophryaceae
Source: the annotation of a GenBank genome assembly